AUGGAGGCCCUGUACCCCAAGAAAACCCAUCGCAGAUCCCGAUCUCACAAAAAAAAGCCCACUCAAGCAGUCGAGAGUAUAGUUCCUGGCAGAACUCAUGUUGGUUUUGCAGCAACGGAGUCUGGGCUCAUGGACUCUGAUAUCUGUUCCGGGGUGGAUAUUGAUGAUGAUAAUAGGGAUGUGGCUCAGGAAAGCUCCACUGGUUCCGAUGACGGGCUUGUUGUUGCAGGUCCCAUGGCCCCUAUAACAACAAAAAACAAUGAUAUUUGUCUCUCAGGCGAUGGAACAAUGCAAACAGACCUGAUAGCAACAGCAGCUGAAGAGAUUGCCAUGCCGAUUUGUUAUCCAGAGCAGUUUACAAAACAAUCUUCUGUUGACACUAACAACCCAUGCUCUUCAAUAUCCCCGGAGGCUACCUCUUCCCCAUGCACAUCUUCCCCCUUUACGAACGGGACACUACCUCUUGUGUGCUCCUCUGCUAGCUUCGCUGUGCCGCCUGAAAUUACAGUAGCAGACGAUCAAAUCCCCCAAACUACACGUCUAGCCAGUUGCAAUUCUGAAAGUAAAUUCCGCGAUUCGUCGUUUCAUCAUUCCCCUUUUCGAGCAGCGAGGUCACGGAAAUCGAGCGCAGAACUAGACGACAUCGAUAACCUUCCCUCUUCAAGGCCCAUCUCCCUAAGUUCAUUCGCUCUUCGAACACAUAGUCGGAACAAAGGCUCGAAAUCGUGGAUACCGUUCAGUCUCGAAGAUCUAAACGAAGAUUCCAAUGAGAUGGAUCGCCGCAAUCAAAGCUAUGGCGCAAGGCUACCCGCUCGGUUUCUUACUCCCAGCGCAAUCACAGUUAACCACCCACUCAGGAACGUUACAACAUUUGAUCACAGAUCAAAUAUGUUUGGCUUCCAAAGGGCAUCACCCCAACGUGCUCCUCAAUGGAUGCACGGAAUACGACGACAACCGCACCCGGGCCAUACAGCGGCAUUUGGAUAUUAUAAACAAAACUUGGGUACUAAUCUCCCUCGCCAGAAUCCUCGACCUACAGCCGUACCUCACAGAAGUAUUGACACGCCAGAAGCUGGUCCUCGCGUAAUGGUUCCUGACGAUAUUAGCCCUACCAAACAGGAAGAAAAGCAGGCAUUGAGAGCGUUGCAAUACAGUAUGGUGUCUCAAAGCAACCUUCAAACUCGUCAUUAUCCGCCGGGAUCAUCCUGCAGCAGUAACCAAGUGCAAAAUUCUCGUCCCACUGAUUCUCCAAGAUGUGCCGGGUACCGUGAUGGGGCAGCAGAUUCUAAAUCUAGCUAUGGCCAGAUGACUGGUCAUGCCGAUCAUGACUAUUCGUUGCAGCAAUCUACCGUGAUUCGAGAGAACGGCAAUUCCCAUUUUUCUGGGUUUGGCCCCGGCAAAAUACAGCACUCUUUGACUCCUGGGAUGUGUUCAGAAAGUGGGACCUCUUGUACGGCAGAAUUACUCCAGGAUACAGAGAGUAUAGAAAUCUCCUCAGCUUCACCCUUGUCUCUGAACAUGUGUACUUCUCAUGAAACUAAAGUCAGUACUAUUCCUCAACGCCUCGAUUCUGACCAACCAUCACACACCAAGCGACAAAGCAUAACCAAGUAUCUGAAGGAUACCAUCACGACUUCUCAAGCUGCGAGUGAAAGCAAUCACGAUGAGGACUUUCAAAGUGAGGUCAAGGAUUGUGUGGGCAAAAUCGAUCCUAUACCAUUAAUGGCUAACCCACUAAAAUCGCCCUUCAGAGCUCUCCAACUAGACCAGUCCUCAUCUACGAAUGCGGCAACCCCGCAAAUUCAGCAUACAUUUAAAAAUGGGAAAGCACAGGGGUAUCCGCUAGACUCAGGUAGUAGUAUAUCAACGUCCAUGCCCUUAACAUACACCUCUUCGAACUACGGCACAGACGUGAGCUCAGUAUUUGCAUCUGCAUUUCCCAGCAGGCCCAAGAGUGAUGAGAUUCUCUCCAAAUCACCCAAUGCACUUCGAUCACGGUUCAAGUUCAAGUUCCCCCCACCCGGGUUGCCAAUUCCACCAGGCCUUCAAGUGGCUUCUUCUAAUAAGUCAUUUGAAGAUACUCCCGCGUCGAGACUUGUUCACUCCAACAUCUGGUUCCACACUGAUACCCGAGGUGAAGAUAUUUUUCGGCAGCGUAUUGCCGAGAUUGCACGAGACGAGGCAGAACACCAAAGGGCUACAAAGAUGCAACUUCGCCCUGGCGAACGGGAAGGAGUAGCUGAAGCUGGAACGGUUUUAUUGGGGCACGUUCUCGCCAAUCUGCAGUCCUAUACCGUGGGUAACUCUAAUCAAACUAGAGGCUUUGCGAACUUUAGUUCUGCCCCAAAGCUUUAUGAUGAACCUACACGCGGUGGCCCCAGAAGCUUUUUUUGA
Messenger RNA from Histoplasma capsulatum G186AR, 2394 nucleotides. RefSeq lists its product as uncharacterized. The record is from RefSeq and is a predicted model, not a curated record. Lineage: Eukaryota; Fungi; Ascomycota; Eurotiomycetes; Onygenales; Ajellomycetaceae. The transcript has 2 exons. The coding region runs from base 1 to 2394 and encodes 797 amino acids.